This is a messenger RNA of Exophiala xenobiotica, 2832 nucleotides long. RefSeq lists its product as hypothetical. Bases 999 to 2420 code for a protein of 473 amino acids. Gene Ontology annotation, molecular function: transmembrane transporter activity. The transcript has 3 exons. The record is from RefSeq and is a predicted model, not a curated record. Lineage: Eukaryota; Fungi; Ascomycota; Eurotiomycetes; Chaetothyriales; Herpotrichiellaceae. Gene Ontology annotation, biological process: transmembrane transport.
ACUGGGUCGACCGUAGUAGUCCGGAGUCUGGAGGCUACGAGCAGUCAAAUCUAGCUGUUGCAGGACAAGAAAUCCCAGGCCGCGAACGAGGGUGGAAGAUCAAGUGCAACACCACCUCCAAGACAACUCUCUCAUUCAUCUAUGAAUUUACCCCCAUCCGGAAGGGCACAGGAUUGGACGUCGGUGAUACGAUACAAACCGUGCCAAAACAUGUGGCAUCACACCCACUGCCCGCAUGCAGACCAUACUUUGACCGACUAUCGGACCUUUGAGCCCCUGCUCAACAUGGUCACCCCACUUCGUUCUCUGUACUUUGACUGUGUCCGGUCUCGGGCUCAUGUUACUUCCACGAGGUCUAGUCUCAAUUGCCUCUCGGGUGCGGGCUUCCUAGGCCAGUCAAGCUGUGAGUCUAUGUGCGCUACUGUCCCUCGAGGUCCUCUGCAUAUUUGUUCAUAUUUGGGCCUUUCGCACUUUAGCAGAGGACGGCCUAUCGUACACAACUCUACAUUCUCAUCUAAACCAGCGGAGAGCAAUGGCAGUCCCAGACGACUUCCAUCAUAAUGCGGACGGUACUGCGCUCAACGACAUCGAAGGUCGUCCAUUGCCGGCACAGGAACACCCUCCAGUGGUCCGCGACGUCGGUUCCAGAGACGACAAAGAAGCUAUCCAUAGGGCUGGCUCGCCUGAAGAAGCGUCUGAGCUGAAGAGCCAUGAAGAGGCAAUGCCCAGUGAAGCUGCGCAGAACGGUGUCAAGAAGAUCGAGGCCGUCACUCUGGCCUGGUCGAAAAAAUCGCUUGCUGGAGUCCUGAUACUGUACGUUUCACCGUGCUACGUAUGUCUGCGCGACGAUAUAGCUGACAUGCUCUUCCCCCAGUAUCUGGCUUCUUACCUUGGUCAACAAUUUCAAGGCCACCAUUGUCGUCAGCUUGACGCCCUUUGCCACGAGUGAAUGGCAGUCUCAUUCGCUUUUGACGGUCAUCGGUAUCGUUGCCAACGCCAUGACUGCAGCAGUUUAUAUCCCAAUGGCAAAGAUGUUGGAUGUCUGGGGUAGGGCUGAAGGUCUACUCCUGAUGUUAGCCUUCUGCAUUCUAGGCUUGGUCCUCAUGGCUGCGUCUGCGAAUCUCUCCACCUAUUGCGCUGCUCAGGUGUUCUAUUCCAUCGGCUUUGGAGGCCUCGCCUACAGCUGGAAUGUGCUCGCCGCAGAUGUGACGAAUCUGAGAAAUCGAGGCUUGGCCUUUGCUUUCACCUCCUCCCCAGCUGUGAUCACAGCGUUCGCCGGAUCAAAGGCUGCUGCAGCCUUCUACAACAAUGUCAGCUGGCAAUGGGGUAUUGGCUGCUGGGCCAUCGUUUUCCCAUGUGUGGCCUUGCCAUUAUACGGGAUGUUGAAGUGGAAUCUUCGUAAAGCAGAAAAGAAAGGCAUCAUCGUCCGCGGAAAGAGCGGCCGAACCUGGUCGCAGCAGAUCUGGUACAUCAUCAAAGAGUUCGACUUACCGGGCAUUAUCCUAUUUGCCGGUGGCCUCGUGACGUUCCUGCUACCAUUUGCUCUGGCCAGUACCGCGCCUCAGGGAUGGCAGUCCGGCUACAUCAUUGCCAUGAUCGUUGUGGGCGCUGUCGUGCUGGUCUUCUUCGCCCUCUAUCAGAUAUACCUGGCUCCGGUGCCAUUCCUCAAACCUCACUACCUGCUCGACCGAACAGUUAUAGGCGCGUGUCUAUUGGAUGCUACCUACCAGAUCUCUUAUUACUGCUACGCCAGCUACUUCACGUCCUUCCUGAUGGUUGUCUAUAACCUGACCCUGGAAGAGGCCGGAUAUGUCGCAAACACCUUCAGCGCCGUUGCGUUUGUGUUCCUGUUCAUUACGGGCUACAUUAUCCGGAUCACAGGACGCUUCAAAUGGAUCCUCUGGAUUUGCGUCCCUAUGUAUAUCUUCUCCCUUGGUUUGAUGAUCCACUUCCGGACCCCCAACGGGUAUAUUGGGUAUAUCGUCAUGUGCGAGAUCUUCUUCUCUGUCGCUGGGAGUGUCUUCAUUCUCUGCGUCCAGUUGGCCGUUCUAGCCUCCGUCGACCACCAGUAUGUCGCUGCGGUGCUGUCGACAGUAUUUGUCAGCGGUAGCAUCGGUGGCUCGAUAGGCGAGGCCAUCUCAGGCGCCAUAUGGACCAACACCUUCAGAAAGGCUCUCGAGCGCAAUCUACCCGCAUCCGCCUUGCCAGACGUGGCGACCAUCUAUGGAAGUCUGGUCACGCAGCUCAGCUAUCCUGUCGGAAGCCCUGAACGACUCGCAAUCCAGAAGUCUUACGGCUAUGCACAGACAAGAAUGCUUGCAGCGGGUUCCGCCAUCAUGGUCCUGGGUUUUGUUUGGGUUGGCAUGAUGAAGAACCUGAACGUCAAGAAGAUGUCGCAGACGAAGGGUAACGUGCUCUAAACGCACCGUACUGGAUUUCGGGCAAUAUGCCUCGGCGAGACAAUUCUCUAGCGUCACCAGCUGGGAUUUUGACGUCGGACUAAUUCUGGGGCUUUGGAGGAAGCCUUACAUGUGGUGUUCGCUCUUUUGGGCGAGAUUGUAAAUACAAAUUCCUAGAUGUAUGGGUGGGUGGAGGGCUCAUAUCUUGGUAGACAGAACACAUGAAGCAGUGGAAAGGGGCGUGAAUGGAACAACAAUGCAUUGUUGAUACAUUGGUACCUUGGUAUGUAUGAUCCCAAGGUCUGCCACAGUACGUGACCAGGUGCUCCGCGGCUGCAUCGACGUAUGCAAUACCCAACGAACGUCUUCGAACAGCGCGACGAUGAGAUUGGGACGUGCAUUCGCUACAUACCACUUGACUUGUUCUUCGUUG